Perkinsus marinus ATCC 50983 is the source of this 426-nucleotide messenger RNA. RefSeq lists its product as hypothetical. The coding region runs from base 1 to 426 and encodes 141 amino acids. NCBI's taxonomy places the organism in Eukaryota, Perkinsozoa, Perkinsida, Perkinsidae. The transcript is spliced from 3 exons. The record is from RefSeq and is a predicted model, not a curated record. Gene Ontology annotation, molecular function: protein binding.
AUGGAAGAUAUUAAAUCCCUGAAAGAAGAGGGACUUGCCGAGUACAAGGACGGCAACUACCAAGCAGCAGCCCGUUAUUGGCGAGAAGCCGUCGAGAUGCUCAGCGAUAUCGCUGAUGCUGAUGAUGAGGCCGCUGGAGCAAUGGCUUCACUUGACUGGGAGCUCGAGCGUUCAUUAUAUCUCAACCUCGGCAUGGCACAUUUGAAGUGCCAUGAGCCUCGGGAAGCUCUGCGAGCGCUUAAAUGCAUCUUACUAAGUGGCGAGGACGAGCCUGAGAUCAUGCUGAAAACUCUAUAUCGGAUGGGCCUCUGUCAUAAGGAGCUCCGCGAAUGGGAUGAAUUAGAAUGCGAUGCCAAAGGAAUGCUUGAAGUGGACAGUAAAAGCGUAUUGGCUGAGAGGUUGCUCCAGGAGGCAGCAGUAAGAUAA